ACAAGUCGGAAGAGAAGAUAGAACCCAUUGAGGACUCAAAAUAUUUGCGAUGGUGGAGGAAAUGUAGAUGAGGCUGGUAAGGACUUGGACAAGGAAGAACGGGAGAAGGAGCUAAUCGAUGAGGUUCCCCGAAGAUCCCAUGUAUGCAGAGACAGCGCGAAGGGGAAAAGGAGAACGCGAUACACGAUGCGAACAUGGUCGAAGAAUCUCGGGAUAAUGUCGAUGUUCCCCUAGUUUUUGCUGGUCUUUUCUCGGCAGUCGUCACGACCUUCGUUGUCCAAACGAUCCAGAGCCUGAAAGCUGAUUAUGCUCAGAUCUCGGCGUCUCUUCUCUUCGAAUUGGUGCUCCUUCAGCGUGCCAUCGCCAAUGGCUCCACCGUUGACACAGUCCCGGCCUCUUCGCUCAACCCUCAGACUGUAUUUGUAUCCACUGCUAUCGAUGUCUGGGUGAAUGGCUUGUAUUUCACGAGACUAUUUCUCAGCCUGACAACUGCAUUGGUCGCCGUUCUCGUGAAACAAUGGCUGCAUCAUUACGUUGGCCUUCCCUCUGGAACUCCGCGUAAUCGAUGCUUCGUUCGACAAUACAGAUAUCUGGGAUUCCAGGAUCAUCGUUGGCCUGCUACCCGUUCUCAUGCAUCCGGCUUUAGCGCUAUUCUUCAUUGGAUUGUCAUUGUUCCUUCAUCCCCUUCGAACUGCUCUUUCAUGGGCUAUUUGCACGGGAAUUGUAAUGCUAACUGCGGCAUAUACGAUCGUGACCAUUCUUCCUAUGUGUUUCCCGCGAUGUCUAUACCGCACCCUGCUCUGCGAUCUCACCUAUCCUCCAUAUGUUUACAUCACCUCCUUAUUUCAGAAGUACUACAAUCGACUGCUUCAGCUCUUGAAACACACACUUAAGAAGAAAUUGGUGCCAGUGGAUCAUGGCAAGGUGAAGCCAAACUCCUUGAAGUAGCGCGAGCUUGAUGUGGUGGAGAAGGCAUCAAUUCGAUUAUCGGUCGA
Molecule: messenger RNA, 995 nt
Organism: Guyanagaster necrorhizus
Lineage: Eukaryota; Fungi; Basidiomycota; Agaricomycetes; Agaricales; Physalacriaceae
Exons: 3
Coding region: 144-893 (249 amino acids)
Source: RefSeq, a predicted model, not a curated record